Cadophora gregata is the source of this 639-nucleotide messenger RNA. RefSeq names its product Ras- protein Rab-11B (gene RAB11B). Lineage: Eukaryota; Fungi; Ascomycota; Leotiomycetes; Helotiales; Ploettnerulaceae. The record is from RefSeq and is a predicted model, not a curated record. Gene Ontology annotation, biological process: exocytosis. Bases 1 to 639 code for a protein of 212 amino acids. The transcript has 5 exons. Gene Ontology annotation, molecular function: GTP binding; GTPase activity. Gene Ontology annotation, cellular component: recycling endosome.
AUGGCGAAUGACGAAUACGACUUCCUUUUCAAGGUCGUCCUGAUCGGAGACUCUGGUGUUGGUAAAUCCAACCUAUUGAGUCGUUUCACCCGCAAUGAGUUCAACCUUGACUCCAAGUCCACAAUCGGUGUCGAGUUCGCAACCCGCUCCAUCCAGGUAGAUGCAAAGACAAUCAAGGCACAGAUCUGGGAUACUGCUGGGCAAGAAAGAUACAGAGCCAUCACAUCAGCCUACUACCGAGGAGCCGUCGGAGCGCUGCUCGUCUACGAUAUCAGCAAGCACCAGACGUACGAGAACGUUACCAGGUGGCUGAAGGAGUUGAGGGAUCAUGCGGACUCGAACAUUGUCAUCAUGUUGGUAGGAAACAAGAGCGAUUUGAGACAUCUGCGGGCUGUGCCAACAGAGGAGGCAAAGCAAUUCGCGAGCGAAAACAACCUUUCCUUUAUCGAAACUUCAGCACUCGAUGCAAGCAACGUUGAGCUAGCUUUCCAAAAUAUCCUCACAGAAAUCUACCGGAUUGUCUCCCAGAAAGCGCUCGAUAACGGUGACUCUGCGCAAGCUAACAUUGGUGCCGGCACGAACAUUUCCCUUAGCAAGACAGCAGAUGAGAGCGCAGACAAGGGCGGCAAAUGUUGCUAG